AUGAAAAAAGUAUUAUCAUCGCCAACAACCCCAAUUGCUUCUACUACUUCUUCAACUAUUUCAAAUAUUUCUGCAACAUCUUCAACCACUACAAAUGCUUCUGUUGCUCAAAAUAUUUCUAGUGUUCCUGUUAUGCCUGUUACACCUUUUACAGACUUUACUAAUUUACAUAUGAUGUUGCAACAAUAUUCUGCCACACAAUA
Molecule: messenger RNA, 203 nt
Organism: Racocetra persica
Lineage: Eukaryota; Fungi; Glomeromycota; Glomeromycetes; Diversisporales; Gigasporaceae
Source: the annotation of a GenBank genome assembly